Messenger RNA from Oncorhynchus masou masou (cherry salmon), 1399 nucleotides. It is a transcript of the gene pnp6, whose product is annotated as purine nucleoside phosphorylase 6. The record is from RefSeq and is a predicted model, not a curated record. The transcript has 6 exons. Bases 89 to 955 code for a protein of 288 amino acids. Gene Ontology annotation, molecular function: purine-nucleoside phosphorylase activity. Gene Ontology annotation, biological process: nucleoside metabolic process. Gene Ontology annotation, cellular component: cytoplasm. Lineage: Eukaryota; Metazoa; Chordata; Actinopteri; Salmoniformes; Salmonidae.
UGACCUUGUCCUACGAGUACCGUUUGUCGCUAAACGCUGUGGCUCACGAACGAACCAUUUCUACUGUAGCUUUACCUCAUCGUCAGCAAUGAACAAGUCAUCCUCAAACAAAUGCAGUUACAAAUAUGAGGAUUAUAGGGAAACAGCUGAUUGGUUGCUGUCCCACACUGAGCAGAGGCCUAAAGUAGCCAUCAUCUGUGGCUCUGGCCUGGGCGGCCUGGCUGACCUGCUGGACAACAAGACUGUGUUUCCCUACAAGGACAUCCCAUGCUUCCCCAACAGCACAGUACAAGGACAUGCCAGUCAGCUGGUCUUUGGGGAGCUGCAGGGGAAGCAGUGUGUCUGCAUGCAGGGCCGCUUCCACUUCUACGAAGGCUACAACAUUGCCACAGUGACAUACCCGGUGCGAGUGUUCUUCUUGCUCGGGGUGGAGACCCUGAUUGUCACUAAUGCUGCUGGGGGACUGAACCCCAACUUUAAAGUCGGUGACAUCAUGCUGAUCAAGGAUCACAUCAACAUGCCAGGCUUUGCAGGCCAGAACCCACUGUGUGGUCACAACGAUGAAAGGUUUGGAGUCCGUUUUCCCUGCAUGUCGGACGCCUAUGACAAAGACCUUUCUAUACUGGCCAAAGAGACUGCUGAGGAGCAGGGCUGUUCCUCCUUCAUCCAGCAAGGCGUGUACUGCAUGCUGGCAGGUCCCAACUUUGAGACCAUCGCAGAGUGCAGAGCUCUCCAGAAACUAGGCGCAGAUGCUGUGGGUAUGAGUACAGUCCCUGAGGUGGUGGUGGCUCGUCACUGUGGUCUUCGUGUCUUUGGCCUGUCUCUCAUCACCAACAAGGUGGUCGCAGACUACGACAGCCAGGAGAAGGCCAACCAUGAGGAGGUACUGGAUACCACAAGAAUGCGCACCCAGGACCUACAGAGGCUGAUCAGUAACCUGUUGGCUAAGAUGUAGAUCAGCCCCAGUCUGUCUGUGUUAACUGCCCAGGAACAUAGCUACUGUAAGGUGAUGUUAUACAGAAAGCACAGAUGCAUAUAUUCUAGAGAAAUAGCUAGCAGACAGAUCAUUGCAAUCAUAUGAUAUACGUAAUUUGAAGGAAAGGCUAAAUAGCUUUAAAUGAUGUCUUAUUUGUUUACAUUUCUCAGCACAGAGGCUAAUGCUAGUAUUGCUACUUCAGUUUGAUUUGACAUCUUAUAGGCUAGGAUUUGUCUUCAUUGUGUAAUCUCUAAACUGAAGCACUGUAAAGAGGCAUACUAACCAAACUCACCUCUUCAAAAAGGGGUUGUCCAUAUGGCUAUAAAGUAAUGUAAUGACCAGGAAAAAAAGAUAGGAGAUUAUUGUGCAUACUUGAAAAUAAUAUAUUCCUUUGAAUUAAAACAAAACUGAAAAUGCAUCACA